Molecule: messenger RNA, 2696 nt
Organism: Tympanuchus pallidicinctus (lesser prairie-chicken)
Lineage: Eukaryota; Metazoa; Chordata; Aves; Galliformes; Phasianidae
Gene: AFG2A
Product: spermatogenesis associated 5
Exons: 16
Coding region: 6-2498 (830 amino acids)
Cellular component (GO): cytoplasm
Molecular function (GO): ATP hydrolysis activity; ATP binding
Source: RefSeq, a predicted model, not a curated record
GCGGCAUGGCCGCCCGGCGAAGAAGCAGGGGACGGCCGGCCCCGGGCGGGAGCUCCCCGCUGGCCGGCGGGGCAGAGGGCGGGCCGCCGCUGCUGCACGUCGCCGAGGCGGUGCAGGCAGAAGAUGACAAAGUCCCCACGAUGUUCCGGAGAGCCCUGGCGCAGCUGUCUCUGAACAGCAUGAAGGCCGCCAACAUCUGCAUCGGUCGUCCGGUGCUGCUCACGGCGGCGGGAGGAAAGCAGGAGGUCUGCACUGCCUGGCCCACUCCAGGCUUCCCAGGUGGGAAGAUUGGGCUGAGUGACACCACACAGAAGAGCCUGAGAGUCAGUGUGGGUGAUGCCGUCACCGUGCAGCCCGUGACUGGUGCGGUCAUCCAAGCAGAAGAAGUUGCUGUGAAGAUGAGGGAUAAAGAUGCCUGCAUUAAUGCUGAGGAAAUGUCUGUCUGUCUGCUGAGAAACUUAGAUGGGAAAGUUGUUUUACCAGAAAAUCUCCUGGCAUUCAGUUUCUAUGGCAAACUGUGUAAUGUGCUGGUGAUGAAGGUGAAGGGGACGGACAGUCUGGAGCUGCAUGCCCAGGCUGGUGCCAUUUCCAGCGAGAUGUGUGAGCCAGACCUGGAGAAAUCUGACUUGGAGAUGAGUGCGCUGGAUCUGUCCUUACAGCUCAGCAGGAUGGACAUUGAUGAAGAUCCAGAGGCUGCAUCUGCGAGCACUCCAUGCAAACCGGUGUGUCUGGGUUCACCAGUUACACCCAGUUCUGCUGUGACAGCUGCUGCUCAAGGUUCUCAGGGAGAUGAAGCCUGCAGCAGAGAGGGUACUGCAGACUUGGCUGCUGGUUUGGAGCUGCCUGGAAAAGAAGGCAGUGAGAGACUUCCAUCGGCUGCCAAACCUGGAGCAUUCCGCAGCACAGACACUUUUUAUUACAUUUCUUCAAGAACUAGAAUCAAUUUUAUAGAAACUAGGACGAACAUAGCAGAAGAUAGUGACCAUGGACCCCAAGUUACUUAUGACAUGAUAGGAGGUUUAAGCAGCCAGCUCAAAACUAUUAGAGAAAUGGUUGAACUGCCCCUGAAGCAAGCUGAAUUGUUCAAGAGUUACGGAAUCUCACCUCCUAGAGGAGUCCUGUUGUAUGGUCCUCCAGGUACUGGGAAGACUCUCAUUGCCAAAGCCAUUGCAAGUGAGGUUGGUGCUCACGUAACUGUUAUUAAUGGUCCUGAAAUAAUAAGCAAGUUUUAUGGAGAAUCUGAAUCAAGACUUCGUCAGAUAUUUGCCGAAGCUUCUUUGCGUCGUCCUUCUAUUAUAUUUAUAGAUGAAUUGGAUGCACUCUGCCCAAAGAGAGAAGGGGCUCAGAAUGAAGUGGAAAAGAGAGUUGUAGCUUCCUUGCUGACAUUAAUGGAUGGCAUUGGCUCUGAAGGCAGUGAGGGGCAGCUCGUGGUACUGGGGGCCACCAAUCGCCCUCAUGUGCUGGAUGCAGCACUGCGCAGACCCGGCCGUUUUGAUAAAGAAAUAGAAAUAGGAAUUCCUAACGGCCAGGACCGCCUGGACAUACUACAGAAGCUUCUGAAGAAAGUUCCCCAUUCUCUCACGGCAGCAGAGAUGAUGCAACUGGCUGAUAGCGCGCAUGGUUAUGUGGGUGCUGACUUAGCAGCCUUGUGCAAGGAAGCAGGUCUGUACGCACUGCGGAGAGCUCUGGGGAAGAGAGCUCGCCCCUCAGACACCGAGGUGGCUGGGUCAGUGAUGAUUGCUUUCAAUGACUUCCUGCAGGGGAUGAAGGAUGUCAGGCCCAGCGCCAUGAGGGAGGUGGCAGUCGAUGUGCCAAAAGUAUCUUGGUCAGACAUAGGAGGACUAGAAGAUGUCAAGAUGAAAUUGAAGCAGGCAGUUGAAUGGCCUCUCAAGCAUCCUGACUCCUUCAUCCGAAUGGGGAUUCAGCCUCCAAAAGGUGUGCUGCUUUACGGACCUCCUGGAUGCUCAAAAACAAUGAUAGCGAAAGCUUUGGCUCAUGAAAGUGGCCUCAACUUCUUGGCAGUGAAGGGACCUGAACUGAUGAAUAAAUAUGUUGGUGAGUCGGAACGAGCAGUGAGAGAGAUCUUUAGGAAAGCCAGAAUGGUGUCUCCUUCGAUUCUUUUCUUUGAUGAAAUAGAUGCCUUGGCAGUUGAAAGGGGAAACUCUUCAGGUGCUGGGAAUGUAGCAGACCGUGUCUUGGCUCAGCUGUUGACGGAAAUGGAUGGGAUAGAGCAGCUGAAGGACGUGACAAUUUUGGCAGCUACAAACAGACCGGACAUGAUAGACAAGGCUUUGCUGAGACCGGGAAGAAUAGACAGAAUUAUCUAUGUGCCUUUGCCAGAUGCAGCCACUCGUGGGGAGAUCUUCAAACUUCAUUUUCGGUCCAUGCCAGUCAGUGAGGAAAUCUGCUUAGCAGAGCUUGUUCAGCACACCCACAAGUAUUCAGGAGCAGAGGCACUGAAACACGCACUGUUGCAACCCUGGUGUCUGUGCAUCUAACAUAAAAUGAGUAGAUGUAAUUCACUGGAAAGUUUCCCCUUUCUCCAGCAUGUAGACAGUUCCUGGGUGAAUCUUACGAACUCAUCUCUUGACAAGAGGCAGUGCUGAUUGUGCAGUGAUGCUUGACUGUGGAAUUGUGUAACUUGGCUGCCCAAUUCAGUGAAGUAAAAUAUGUAUGGCAAGUCAUGAGAAGGCCAC